AUGCCGCUGGUGAAGAGGAACAUCGAGCCCCGUCACCUCUGCCGAGGGGAGCUCCCCGGGGGCAUCGGCAGCGAGCUGGAGUGUGUGAUGAACAACACGCUCUCUGCCAUCAUCCGUCAGCUCAGCAGCCUGAGUAAACAUGCAGAGGAUAUAUUCGGCGAGCUGUUCAAAGAGGCCAACACCUUCUAUCUGCGUGCCAACUCUCUCCAGGACCGCAUUGACCGGCUUGCCGUCAAGGUCACGCAGCUGGACUCCACCGUAGAAGAAGUUUCCCUACAAGACAUCAACAUGAGGAAAGCCUUCAAGAGCUCCACCACUCAGGACCAGCAGGUGGUGUCCAAGAGCAGCACGCCCAAUCCUGUCAAAGAGAUAUACAAUACAAGUGACAAACCUCCGCCACUCAACAUCCUCUCAUCUUACAGGGAUGACCACAAGGAAGCACUUAAGUUUUACACCGAUCCCUCCUACUUCUUCGACUUGUGGAAGGAAAAGAUGCUACAGGACACCGAGGAUAAGAGGAAAGAGAAGAGGAAGCAGAAGGAGCAGAGGCGUUGUGUGGAUGGAACGUUACAGAGGGAGGUGAAGAAGGUCCGAAAGGCGAGGAACCGUCGGCAGGAGUGGAACAUGAUGGCUCUGGAUAAAGAGCUCAGGCCGGACCAUCGACAUACCAUACACCGAGACAGAGGGGCUUCCUCUGAGGGCUCCAUGUCACCAGAGAACAGGGGUCACGGUCCUGAUCCGCACCACUUCCCCAACAUGAUGAACCACGCUGGCCACGCCCACACCUACUCCGGCCCGCCGCCCAGCGUCCUGGCCGCCCAGAUGGCGGCAGGGCACGCCCCUCGUGGAGGAGGUGAACAUGAUGUCCGAGGCAGGACCAUGAUGGCCUAUCAGGGGGGGACGCUGGGCCGUGUUCACCACCACCAGGUCCCGCUGCCUCCUCCACCCUCUGAGGCUAUGAACGGGGGCUCCAUGUCCCUACCACCAAUGGACUACAGUAUGGAUGGCUACGCCAACACUGGUCCUCCUCCUCCCCCUCCAGCCCCUCUCAUCCCUUCUGCCCAAACUGCCUUCGCCUCACCUCCCGGAGGUCCGAUGCCACUCGGGCCGAUGGCCGGCGCCGGUGGCUUCGCUCUGCCUCCACCACCUAUGGGUGGAGCCCAGGCAGCUCCGCCUCCCCCCGGUCCUCCACCUCCUCCCCUCGCAGCCGGUGCCUCCCACUUUACAUCCCGCAAGAUGUCUUCCUCUGCACCUGCUGAGACCUCAGCGGUCACUGACGCCCGCAGCGAUCUGCUGGCUGCUAUACGUAUGGGCAUCCAGUUGAAGAAGGUGCAGGAGCAGCAGGAGCAGCAGGCCAAGAGGGAGCCUGUCGGAAACGACGUGGCCACCAUCCUGUCGCGGCGCAUCGCUGUGGAGUACUCCGACUCCGAGGAUGACUCCGAGUUGGAGGAGAACGAUUGGUCGGAUUAACACACACACACACACACACAAAUACCACUGAAGAUACACAAUCAGUCGAUUUCACACUCGCUUGAACGAAUGCCCACUGUACCACACUCACGGGUUGUCACACUUUGUUGCUGAAAACACACACACACACACACACUCCUACACACAAUCACAUGCUGUAGGUUGAUAUAAGCUGAAUGGUCCAAAAACUGGAACUGUGGGGGUGUAUUCAAGAUGCAUAAACACUGUAAAGACACUAGUAACAUACUACUUACUGAAACAUUAACACGUAGCUUGACAAAUAUAUUUCAACGCAUUGUGAAUACACCCCAGUGGAUGUUUCUCUACCUGUUAUAACACUAUAGACGCCCUGUGAAGGUGCUUAUUUCAUGUAUAGUCGAAGCUUGAGAGCGUUAGAAGAAUUAGAAACUUUUUCCUCUUGAGCUAACCAAUGUACUUGUCUUUUUUUAAUGUUUUUACUGAAACACUUGCUGUAGAUCAUGAGGCGAAGUUUUUAACAUGUCAAUAACUGGAAGUGAAGGAGUGAAGGAGUAAUGAAGUCUGAGGGAGUGAAUGGGGGAGAGCAUUGUGGUAAAGAUGGACGAGAGGGCGAUAUGUAAUAAGUCUUAUUGAUCAUAAACAUGAUAAUUGAUUGAGCCAUCUGCGUCUGCAAUCGAUCACUGCUGUGUGGGAGGGCGAGGGAGGGAUGGGAGGGUGGUGGGGGUCAUGUAUAUGCUAGUAUGAGCUCUGUAACCUGUGACCCAGAGAAAAAUAAAAAUGAUGAAUGAAGGAU
Molecule: messenger RNA, 2242 nt
Organism: Sebastes umbrosus (honeycomb rockfish)
Lineage: Eukaryota; Metazoa; Chordata; Actinopteri; Perciformes; Sebastidae
Gene: wasf3b
Product: WASP family member 3b
Exons: 8
Coding region: 1-1470 (489 amino acids)
Biological process (GO): positive regulation of Arp2/3 complex-mediated actin nucleation; actin cytoskeleton organization
Cellular component (GO): cytoskeleton; SCAR complex
Molecular function (GO): protein kinase A regulatory subunit binding; Arp2/3 complex binding; actin binding
Source: RefSeq, a predicted model, not a curated record